This is a messenger RNA of Metschnikowia bicuspidata var. bicuspidata NRRL YB-4993, 1660 nucleotides long. Its product is annotated as PIG-S family GPI transamidase component. Gene Ontology annotation, biological process: attachment of GPI anchor to protein. The coding region runs from base 44 to 1570 and encodes 508 amino acids. Gene Ontology annotation, cellular component: GPI-anchor transamidase complex. Lineage: Eukaryota; Fungi; Ascomycota; Pichiomycetes; Serinales; Metschnikowiaceae. The record is from RefSeq and is a predicted model, not a curated record. The transcript has a single exon.
GUCGACAGAGUACUCGCAUCACUGAAGCCGUAAAUACCGCCAAAUGACUAAAACCGAGGAGCUGCUGCGCUCAAAGGCAACGAGGGUGAACAUUCUUCUAUAUUUGAGUGCGUUUGUGGCGUUUUUAGGAGCUCCUCUUUUUUUCUUCACCACUCUGAUUCACAGGGCUCAUUUGCCGGCAGAAGAUGUCCAGCACAGAGUCGACGAGUUUGCCCAGAGCUCACAGAUCAAUAUUCCAGUGUACUUCGAGAAUUCGCAAGCAAUUCCGGGUCUUAUCGAACAUACCCAACAAGCCAUUGAUGCGUCGCUUGCACAACAAAACUUGGCUCGCAACUGGGGGCUCACUUUGCAAUCUAGAGAUGCUGGAAAAAUCGAUAAGUUACAAGACUAUGUUGUGAGACUUGAAGAACAUCAAACAGACGUUAAUGCCGAGUCGAUAAAUUCGUACAAGCUUUCCAAGACGUCGAAAGAAAUUGGCAUUUUGACACAUAUAGAAUCACUGUCUGCUAGUGACUUGGCGAGCUACAUCUGCCAAGUGCUUCUCGAGAUCGUUUUUAAGGAUGAAUUAGCCUUCAUUUCGACGCUUUUGGCCGAUGUGCCAAGCACAGAUGUGGUUUUCCCUUACUCUCCCACUUACAACGUGGUGUUCAACUUGUUUGUGGAAGAUGGGCGCCAAGUAGACUGGCCAAUCGAAGAAGCGGUUGAAUUCAUUCAGCCGGUCUUUGAUGCCCUCAGCAAUUCGAGCACAUUCAAACCCAGCAGCCAAAUCCAAUACUACUCUAAGUUGCAAAGCGAGCCCAUUUUGAACGAAGACGGCACAGCAAGAAUUAUUCCCCAGAGUGACUUGGCGACGUUCAUAAAUUACGGGGAAUGGAACUUGAACACGCAUGAUAUUGCACCUUCAAUCAACUUUCUUGUCUUCUUCCCUCAAAGCACAUACGCGAAUGUGCACUUGCUUGCGGAGAGUUCAAAAACCAACUCAUUUUUAAUUCCACAAUGGGGCGGGGUGCAUAUCUACAACGCAAACACCAAAAUCGACCGUGAUCAGAAAUUCAAAUUUAGGACUGCGGAAUUGAACCUGAUUUUCGAUAUUUUUGCCUCGCAGUUGUUCGAGUUACUAGGCGUGCCCAACGCACCUCUGAGCCCCGCCCUUAGAAUCGCUGCGUUCCAUAGAAUCACUACGUUGAAGAAUUUGAAGCGGGCGUUGAACAAUUUGACUGCUCUCCUCAAAUUGUCCAGCUCAUUAAACGGAAUCUCCAUACCGGAAUCCACAAGGGAGCAUGUUUUGGCAGCUCUCGAAAACUACGACAUUGCUGUUCAGAAAUUGCAUCAGAACGACUUUGGGGCUGCUGUGGCAUUUGCUGGUCGAAGUGUUGAGCAAUCCGAUAAGGCGUUUUUUGAGAAAGAAAUGGUGCAGCAGGCGUACUUCCCCAGCGAACAUAAGCUUGCCGUCUUCCUGCCUUUGCUUGGUCCUAUUUGCUCUAUUGUGUUUUUUGGAUUACUCAAGUAUUUAAGAAGCAGAAAGACAGAGGAGUUGAGCAGUGAAGAACUCAAGAAAAAACAAAUAUAGCUCAAAUAAAUAUAUAGUUUGCGAGGGCCACUUCGUCCGAAAACUAGUCAAAUUUGAAAUCAGAAGUAUUCUUGAUUGAUCCAGCUUCCU